This is a messenger RNA of Gadus chalcogrammus (walleye pollock), 3269 nucleotides long. RefSeq names its product BTB/POZ domain-containing protein KCTD9. Gene Ontology annotation, biological process: intracellular signal transduction; protein homooligomerization. The transcript has 12 exons. The record is from RefSeq and is a predicted model, not a curated record. Lineage: Eukaryota; Metazoa; Chordata; Actinopteri; Gadiformes; Gadidae. Gene Ontology annotation, molecular function: protein binding. The coding region runs from base 521 to 1690 and encodes 389 amino acids.
UGUCUUGCUACGCACGUCUUUAACCAUCAGUUAAUUUGUAACAAGACAAUUAAUUAAGUUAAAAAUCAGUAAAAAAAAAUCGGUUAGUUUAAAGGAAGGGCAGUCUGAAUUUCUUAAUAUAUGUACACCAACAUUAUCUUUCCACGAUAUGAAGCCUUUGCUCUCUGGCUCCGCACAGACAACCUGAUCCACGACGGACCCUGAAGGAUGAAACGAGCGAACCUCCGCCCGUCAUCAGUCGAUGUUUAGCUCAUUUAAACUAGCUGGCAGGCCAGCGAGUCAAGGAGAGGUAGUUAACAAUCUAGUCAGGGAUAGAUAGUUAUCCAGCUAGACAGGGAUAGAUAGUUUGUCAGCUCGUCAGGGAGAGAUAGUUAGUCAGCUCGGCAGGGAGAGAUAGUUAUACAGCUUUUCCGGAUAACUAGUUAUCCAGCCUGUUAGGGAGAGAUAGUUAUCCAGUUCGCUUGGCGGUGUUGUUGUCUUACAGAGUCGUUAUCCUCGACUCUGAAGAAGACCCUGAAGGAUGAGAAGAGUCACUCUGUUUGUUAACGGGACGUCCAAGAAUGGGAAGGUUGUAGCAGUGUACGGGACCCUGUCAGACCUUCUGUCCGCAGCGAGCAAUAAGUUAGGGAUCCGAGCUUCCAGUUUGUUCAACGGCAAAGGAGGUCUGAUUGAUGACAUCUCUCUGAUCAGAGAUGACGACGUGCUGUACGUCUCGGAGGGAGACUCGUUUGUUGACCCUCAGGAUGAGGUCAACGCCGUGUCGGUCAAGCCUGGAGCCCCUUCUGAUUGGCUGACGCUGAACAUCGGGGGUCGCCUGUUCACCACCACGCGAAGCACCCUGGUUUCCAAGGAGCCAGAGAGUAUGCUUGCCCACAUGUUCCGAGACAAAUGUGUGUGGGGAAACAGGCAGGAUGAGCAUGGAGCCUACCUGAUCGACCGCAGCCCUGAGUACUUUGAGCCCAUCCUCAACUACCUGCGACAUGGACAGCUCAUUAUCAACGAAGGAGUUAAUAUCCGCGGUGUCCUGGAAGAGGCUCGCUUCUUUGGGAUUGAGCAGCUAGGCGACCAGCUGGAAGCAGCUUUAAAGAACACACAGCCCCCAGAUGACCACUCUCCCAUCUCCCGCAAGGAGUUUGUUCGUUUUCUACUGGCCACGCCCACCAAGUCUGAGCUCCGAUGUCAGGGUCUUAACUUUAGCGGGGCGGACCUCUCUCGGCUGGAUCUGCGCUACAUCAACUUCAAGAUGGCCAACCUGAGCCGCUGCAACCUGACCCAGGCCAACCUCUGCUGCUCCAACCUGGAGCGGGCGGACCUCUCUGGGGCCAACCUGGACAGUGGUAAUCUACAAGGGGUGAAGAUGCUCUGCUCCAACGCAGAGGGGGCUUCUCUCCGGGGGUGCAACUUUGAGGAUCCAUCGGGUCUGAAGGCCAAUUUGGAGGGUGCUAACCUGAAGGGGGUCGACAUGGAGGGCAGCCAGAUGACGGGCAUCAACCUGCGCGUGGCCACCCUGAAGAACGCCAAACUGAAGAACUGCAACCUGCGGGGCGCCACUCUGGCCGGAACAGAUUUGGAGAACUGUGACCUGUCGGGCUGUGAUCUCCAAGAAGCCAACCUCCGAGGGUCCAACGUGAAAGGAGCCAUCUUCGAAGAGAUGCUCACUCCUCUGCACAUGUCCCAGAGCGUCAGAUGAUUCUCCCUCCCUCCCUGGAAUACAGGAGGUACCACGCGGGCCUCCAUGCAUCCAGCUCUCUUAAGUUUAGCUUUAAACACCUUGCACUACAGUUUACCCAGGGUUCUAUGUGUAUAAAUGUUCUUGUUUUUUUUCCUGUUAUUUUUAUUUUAGAAGUUCAGCUCUAUAUUCGUGCUUGUCAAGGAAUCAAUGUAAUGUCUCAUGUGGUUCUGUGCGUCUGGAGACCAUGUGAGGGGUGUUGGUGUUGUGUUGUUCAUUACUUAUACCGUACUUUACAUUUUACUGGGAGCCACACAUGACCGGACGCUCCGGUGUGUAGUCAAACUUCUAACCAAUGUAUUCCUACAAUCCGUAAGGUCUCCAUCUUAGUGAUCACAUGUCAUCUCAAGGUCAUCUCAGGGUCAACGCACACGUUGUCCCUGAUUCUGACUGCUUUGUUAGACAUCAACAUGCGUCUGUAAUUCCUGAGAAAGUUCAGGAAAAUAUAUCAGUUUGUCCUAAAUAUGAAAUUCUUAAAAGUAAUUUCCUGUUUAAGGUUAAGGUUUCCUGGUUAAGAAAACAUUGCGAUGGACUCUCCAUAUAUGAACGGAUUGUAGGCCUGCGUUUAGGGAUGGAAGGGGGUAAGCUGGAAACAUACUGCAGCCAUACUUUGUCAGUGGCCAGAUAUAUGUGAUCCAAAGCCAUAUUCUAUAUUAUAUAUUAAAUAGGACGUAAAGAGAGGCUGAACGGGCUGCUAUCUUGGGUUAAAAAUAUGCUGCAGAAAUACUUCCCAGCUCAACGUUGGUAUGCAAUAUGAAUCUUUAUCUUUUUUGAAUAAUUUAAGUUGUGGCCCACCUCUCUACCUGACCUACCUCCAGGGUCCUGGGGGGGACCGGCUGUAUCGCAUGCACUUACCUGGGGUUGGGACUUUAAACCAUUGUAUGUCAAUUAUUAUGAUUCCAAUGUUCUAGGGAACAGUUUCUCUUCAUUUUUCGUCAUGUCACCGUUGUGUUAAUGUUUUAGUUAUUGUUGCAAUGUUCUACAUGUAAAGCUGCAUAUCAUGUACUCGUUUGACUUGCGCUUUGCACAAAUAAUUCUAUCAUAUCUUGACAUGUGACACCAAAAAAAAAGCAAGCAUACGUCUUCUCAUGUUGUAAAGGGUCCGGUUCUUCCAAAGCCCCACAGAGGGGUCAGACGUUUUAGCAACGUCCAUUCAGUCGCUGCUGGAAAGCAUCUCUGUGCACAAUUUAAAGAGCGACUUUUCUUUUAUUCUCUCUUUUUAAUCUUCUGGCUAUAAGCUUUUCAGAUGCAAUAUUAUUCACUGUGUUCACCAUGAGGUACUCUACCUGUGGGAGUGAUCGACGAGGCAAUCAGACUUAAUAUCUCAGCGAGGGCGUAGAAUCAGAGGCUGCAAUAUUUAUUUUCAUACAUGGUGCCGGGUUGAAGAUGGGGGCACGGGGUUUGCAGAAGACGGGUCAUAUAAGCACCAUGUCUAUAAGCAUUUCACUUGACUAUGGAAAUAUAGAUUUCCAUGAAUGACUGUUAAGUGGGAAAAAAAUAAAUAAACGGUUACAAAAAGGAUUUGAAUGUUUUGUGACUU